AGAAUCUAGUUAAGCUCAGAAUGCUUGACAGCAAUGUUGAACAACUGUGGGAUGGAAGACAGAAUCUUGUGCACUUGAAGGAGAUUGUUCUCACUAGUUCGAGUAAGUUGAUUGAAAUUCCAGACCUCUCAUUGGCUACAAAUCUUGAAUACCUAGAACUUGGGAGAUGUUUCCUUAUCAAGGAAUUUCCAAAGGUACCAUUGAAAAUAAAAUAUUUAUCAUUAUUUAAGACUGCAAUCGAAGAAGUUCCGUCAACAAUCUGCAAUCUCAAAUCCCUAGCUGGGUUGGACCUUGGUGGGUGCAGGAGGCUUAAGAAUAUCCCCACCAGCAUUUAUAAACUGAAACCUCUCACUCUUUUUGGUCUGUGUUAUCAGUCAAAUAAAAGGGAGUCUCAACUAGAAGCUAAUAUACAUCUGAGGGAGUUAACUGACCAACUUGUUUGGUUAUCUAAUGUGGAAAACCUAAAUCUCUCUGGAAGCAAUUUUCGGGAAAUACCUUUAGCCAUCAAGGAGCUUAAUAAUCUCUCAGCUCUUUUGCUGGAGGACUGCAAGAGGCUUCAAUCACUGCCUCAGCUUCCAAUGAAUCUCAACUAUAUAAGUGCAUCGAAUUGCAUAUCACUAGAAACGGUGGCAAGUCCUUUAUCCACAGCAGCCAAAGGAAAAUUUGACUCUCACCGAAAUUAUAUUUGGUUUAAUUUUUCAAAUUGCUGGAAAUUGGACCAAAAUGCAAGAAACAUCAUAGCGGCAGAUGUAGAAUCGAGGUUGUUGCACUGGGAAGACUUUUAUCCAGGAACUUUAUUAUCCCAGAUUGCAGCAGCCAAUAUCUCUUUUUCGGGAAGUGAUGUUCUAGAUUGGUUCAACUAUAAAAGCAGCGGAUCCUCACUAACUGCAAAGCUUCCUCCACAUUGGUGUAAAGAUGAGUUAUUCUCCCUGGUUUUUUGUGUUGUUAUUGAGUUCAAUAAAUUCCCUAGAUGCUGCAAAGAAGAUUAUUUUUAUUACAAUUUCCAUAUAAGAAACAACAGAGGUGACAGCUUUCAUACCAAAGGUGGUACGAUGUUUCCAUGGAGAUGUGAAAAUGAUAUUCAGUCAAAUCAAGUCUUUUUAGUUUAUGAUCAGUCAUUGGUAAAUAAUUGGGGAAUAUUGAUACCUGAAGAAGCAGCAGAUGAAGUAGAUGAGAUCUCAGUUGAUUUCUGGGUUGGAAAUGAUUCUAUAAAUACGGUCAAAAACUGUGGCCUCCAUUUGCUUUACACUCAAGACAUAGAAGAUAGAUAUCGUCGUUCGGUGGUCCAACCCAACUUUGCUUGUGGUGAUCUGACCCAGUUCUCCUUGAAGCAAGAUUGUGUGGAUGAUGUUGAAGAAUCAGUGAUACAAGAUGCUAAAGAUAAUGUGGAUAAUCCUGUGGAAGAUUCAGAUCCAGUGAGAAGAAAGAAAAUGAAAGGGAAACUGUUUCACUAAUGUUUAGAUAUUGAAGAAUCAGCCAUAGAAGAUGCUAAAAGAUGAUGAAGCGAGACUGUGUGGAUGAUGAUACUGAAGAAUCAGCCAUAGAAGAUGCUAAAGAUGAUGAAUUGAGGCUAUAAUGUGGGCAACCCCGUGGAAGAUUCAACUUUAGUGAGGAGUAGGAAAAUGAAACGGAUGCUCUUGUGGAAAAUUCCCUGAUGAUAUUCAGGUUAGACAAUUCCCUUGGCUAGAAAAUCAGGUUUCAGCAGGAGUACACUUCCUUGAUUACCAUUGACAUAUAUUUGUUGCAUUCUUGCAUUGCACUUUUUUGAAAAAUGAUUUACCUGGUCCUUCUAGGAUGUUUCAAGUUAUUUUUCAUGGGACGGUUAAAAUAUUAAAAUAUGACCUUUUUGUAACUUGGCAACAUAUUACUUUAUAUUCUUCUUGACCGUUGGUUUUGGUUUAUACUAGACGGUUCUGUCUUACUGUCUAUAUAUACCCGGCAGCCUCACUUGUAAUUUAACCUUUUGAACUUGAAUGGAAGCUCU
Molecule: messenger RNA, 1984 nt
Organism: Tripterygium wilfordii
Lineage: Eukaryota; Viridiplantae; Streptophyta; Magnoliopsida; Celastrales; Celastraceae
Product: disease resistance protein RPS4B-like
Exons: 3
Coding region: 21-1454 (477 amino acids)
Biological process (GO): defense response to fungus
Source: RefSeq, a predicted model, not a curated record